This is a messenger RNA of Odocoileus virginianus texanus, 2340 nucleotides long. It is a transcript of the gene DHRS3, whose product is annotated as dehydrogenase/reductase 3. Gene Ontology annotation, cellular component: lipid droplet. Gene Ontology annotation, molecular function: all-trans-retinol dehydrogenase (NAD+) activity. Gene Ontology annotation, biological process: regulation of retinoic acid receptor signaling pathway; retinoid metabolic process. Lineage: Eukaryota; Metazoa; Chordata; Mammalia; Artiodactyla; Cervidae. The record is from RefSeq and is a predicted model, not a curated record.
GAACAACUUUAACUGUCAAUCAGACUUAAUGGGGUAUUAAAAAAAAAUGGGGGGGAAAAGGGCCGCCCUCUCGUUCUGAGCCGCGGCUGUCCCGGGAGCGAACGGAUGAGGCGGCGCAGACCCAGUCGUCCGAUCCACUCGCGCUCCGCACCCGGGCCCUCUUCAAGUUAGGAAGGACAAAAAGAAGGCAAUAAAUGCUAACAAGGGAGAGAGAGGGAGCCGGAUCGAGCGGCAACUCCCAGCCUCUGCUGGAAGAGAGAGGGAGGGAGGGAGUCGGAGAGAGCGGGCGCGCGCGAGGGCGAGCCAUGCACGUAAAGAAACUGACACCCGGACCCCCCACUUCUCCUGCACGUUGCUGGCAAUCAGAUCGCGUUUAAGCAAUUUCCUGAGCCCAAGAAUAGCAAUGAGUCUGGAGACUUUCGCGGGCUGAAAUUGGGAGCUCCAAGCACUUUUUCCCCCUACUUUUUAAAUUUUUUUCCUGGAAAGGGGGUGGGGGGGGCGCUACAAUUUGGAAACUUUUUUUUUUUUUUUCUUAAUCUUGCACUUUGAAACCGCGGGACUGUAGCAGGGUGCGCGCGUGUGGUUGGUGCUUUUUUUUUUUUUUUUCCUUCCCCUGCCUAAACUCCUCUGUCAGCCUGUAAACAUUACCUGAGAAUUCCCCAGCCGAAACGGCUGGCUGCCGGGGCAAGAAAGUUCUUGUUAGAACUUUCCACCUCUGGCUUCCCCUCCACCCCUCUUACUGUCCCAACCUUCGGAGACGCUUUUUCUCCUCCGGAGGAUUUAUCUUUUUUUUUUUUUUCUCCCCCCUCUUUUUCUCACCCGGUGCUUGCUUUGCAUUUGGGAAGAGGUGAUUUCAAGAGUGGCCAGGUGGGACGCCUCUCUGCCCCCUUAUUCGGUUUAUUUAUUAUUGUUUGGGGGUGUUUUGUUUUUUAAGUCCUGUUUUGUUCGGUCUGGGGAGUUUCGCCCCUGCCGCCCGGCUCCGCGGCGCGGAGGAUGGUGUGGAAACGGCUGGGCGCGCUGGUGGUGUUCCCUCUGCAGAUGAUCUAUCUGGUGGUGAAGGCUGCGGUCGGACUGGUGCUACCCGCCAAGCUGCGGGACCUGUCCCGGGAGAACGUCCUCAUCACCGGCGGCGGCAGAGGCAUCGGGCGCCAGCUAGCUCGCGAGUUCGCAGAGCGCGGCGCCAGAAAGAUUGUUCUGUGGGGCCGGACUGAGAAAUGCCUGAAGGAGACGACGGAGGAGAUUCGGCAGAUGGGCACCGAGUGCCACUACUUCAUCUGUGAUGUGGGCAACCGGGAGGAGGUGUACCAGACGGCCAAGGCGGUGCGGGAGAAGGUGGGUGACAUCACCAUCCUGGUGAACAAUGCUGCCGUGGUCCACGGGAAGAGCCUGAUGGACAGCGAUGAUGAUGCCCUUCUGAAGUCCCAGCACAUCAACACCCUGGGCCAGUUCUGGACCACCAAAGCCUUCCUGCCGCGGAUGCUGGAGCUGCAGAACGGCCACAUCGUGUGUCUGAACUCCGUGCUGGCACUCUCCGCCAUCCCCGGCGCCAUCGACUACUGCACGUCCAAAGCCUCAGCCUUCGCCUUCAUGGAGAGCCUGACCCUGGGGCUGCUGGACUGUCCGGGCGUCAGCGCCACCACUGUGCUGCCCUUCCACACCAGCACCGAGAUGUUCCAGGGCAUGAGGGUCAGGUUCCCCAACCUCUUCCCCCCACUGAAGCCGGAGACGGUGGCCCGGAGGACAGUGGAAGCCGUGCAGCUUAAUCAGGCCCUCCUCCUGUUGCCGUGGACGAUGCACGCCCUCAUUAUCUUGAAAAGCAUACUCCCACAGGCUGCCCUCGAGGAGAUCCACAAAUUCUCAGGAACCUACACCUGCAUGAACACUUUCAAAGGGCGGACAUAAAGACAGGAUGGAGAUACAGGCUCAAAAGCCACGGAACCUGAGGGGGCAUGGGCACCUGGGCGUACACCUACGUGCCUGUCCCUCAGCACACUUCUGCUGGGUGAGCAGGACUGCUUCUAUCCUGGGGAAGAAUCCGGCUGCCCCCCUAGCCAGCCCCAGGACCUUUGCACAGGACUGAUGGGCGUAACUCUGACCCCGAUGGGGAGGCAAGAAAUCAGCCAGCAGCUGCCUUGACACUUUUGUACAUUUCUGAUUCUGUAGAGUUUAUUGUUAAAUCGCUUCUCAAGUCUAACCAGCCUUGGCAAUGUGCAUAGACUAUUUCCGGGAUGGUCUGUGCCCACAUGCUCCUCCUUCGCCUCCAAAAUUCACCCAUCCUCAGCUUGUGCAAACUGAUUGAACGGCAGGAAUAUAUAAAAUAAAGAGAGAAAGCUUUUGUGA